This is a messenger RNA of Musa acuminata AAA Group (dessert banana), 1191 nucleotides long. RefSeq lists its product as uncharacterized. The coding region runs from base 248 to 976 and encodes 242 amino acids. The transcript has 4 exons. The record is from RefSeq and is a predicted model, not a curated record. NCBI's taxonomy places the organism in Eukaryota, Viridiplantae, Streptophyta, Magnoliopsida, Zingiberales, Musaceae.
UCUUAUGGCUUCAUUUCAAGCCCAAUUUUUUCCUUCCAAGUGACUUCUCCUCUUCUGUGAAACGGUAACAUUAAGAUGAGCAAGAAAGCGAGAGAGCCUGUUCCACUUCUAUUUCCCUUUAUAUGUACUCUCUGCUAAGUCUCAGAAACACAAAGUUCGUUUGGGUUCUUUGUGAUGUGAAGAGAGUCUUUUUGUCUUAAAAAAAUGAUCUUUGAUAUCCUACACUGAAGAGGGCUAAGAGCUUUUCAUGCUCGGUGAUGACAAAGAUUUGAUUUUGAAGAUGGGUUCGUGCUCUUCGGUUGAUAGGGACACAGAUUCUACCAUAAGAUAUCGUCUGGGCGUGAAUCACAAGGGCAGGAGGCUCUUCAUCCCAUCGCCUGCCAAGGAAAAGCCUUUUGAUGGGAAAAAACCAUUUGGUGAAGUUGGUUCUAUGAGCCCGGAAUCUGCAGUUAACAAAGAGGAUAUCUACUUUGACUCAUAUGCAUGGCUAGAUUCAGACUGCGAAGACGACUUCUUCAGUGUCAAAGGAGAAUUUACUCCUUCUCAAGGUAGUACUCCAAUUCAUCAAUCAAGUGCACCAUUGACCCCUCGACCGGUAAAUUCCAUAUACAUCGACAGGAGUCCAGAAACCAGCUCUGAACCUUCUCCAACUGGGAGAAAGAAACUACGAGAACUCUUCCGGGAAACCUUGCUAGUAGAACAGGAAGGAAGUGAGCCAAAUGCUGCUGAAGUAGAGGCUAACAAAAGGAUCAACCUGCACACAACCAACACCGAUCCGCCUCCAAGACAAUUAAAUGGAACACCAUAUCGCUUCAGGGCCAUUUCUUUUUGCAGCAGCACGGUGACAUCAAGUGGAGAUCCUAAGAACAGGAAGGAAAGAUUAUGCAAGUCACAACACUGUUGCUUGCCAAGCUUGCAGAGUUUUGGAUUGGAUGAUAGAAAGCAGAAGAUGACCACCAAGCAUUGCACUGCAUGAAAAAUUUUGUCGAUAACCUGUAGCUGCAACUUGAGCAACCCAAACUUAUAUCUACAAAGAGCCAUUAAGACAGAAGCUCUACAAGAAACUAUGGUGGUGGUUUCUGUGUGAUGUAUGUGCUCUGAACAUGCAAACAUUGAGUAGUUGUGUAAGCUUUGUCAAAAUAUAAUCCUCCAUGAGAGGUAAAUGAAAUUUUCUUCUGAGGUUUGUAUGUA